AUGAUUGAUUUUGAGUCAUUGUUAGAGUUUGAAGAAUCCUUGGGCCAGAGCUUGAAUCGUAGUCACAAGCUCAUUUUGCUUGCGUUGGAAGCCAAGAUCGAUCAAGUUCGGGAAGAUGAUCGAAACUUUCACGACGAUGUGGAUCCUGCUUUGUCUUGUUGUUCAGAAGCCCAACCUUCAGUUGAAGAGCUAGCUGAGAGCUACGACGUGCGCGAGGAUGAGUUUGCUAGAUGCAACACAUGUGGACAAUCGUUGGCUCGCGCGGCAGACGCAGAAGCAGAAGCAGAAGCACCAGCACCAGCAUCUUGCUGCAAAAUGGCCAUGGACAAGAACAAGUUGGCUCUGUGGUCUCUGCUUGAUAAACUGUACUGGGCUUCGUUCAUGGACAAUCCCUCGAGAACCAUCAACACUUUGCCAAACUACACCGAGUUGUCGUGCUUGAGGCAGGGCAUCCCCAACUGCUUGAGGUCUUUUGUUUGGCGAAAACUAUUCUUAUUGAACUCAACCAAGAUCCCAACUAGUAUCCAGCUCGUAUACCAAAACUUCCAGCACUCCUACCUGGUUGAGGUGGCCACCCAGAUCAAGAAAGACUUGAGCAGGACCUUCCCCGCGGUUGAGUUUUUCAAAGAGGCACGCACGAUUGAGGAUUUAUCCACCAUAUUGAAUGUUUAUGCAAACUACGACGCCGAGUUGGGCUAUUGCCAAGGGUUGUUGUUUUUAGUCGGUGUCUUGUACCACCACCUCCAACGCAAUUGCGAACUCACGUUUUACGCCUUGACCAAUAUCAUGGCGAUUGAGCUGGAGUUGCACGACGUCUUUACGCCGACAAUGAUGUCGACGAUCCUGAACCAAUGGGCCAACGAGUUUGCAAGCAUUUUCAAGCAAGUCGAUACCGAGUUUUACACCCACUUGUCCUCGAUUGCCGACAUGCUGACGUUUCUUUUCCAAUGGUGGCUAUCCUUCAUGUCGUCGCAUGUGCCCGACCUUUCGAUCAUCAGCAGAAUUAUGGACUUUUGCCUCUUGCAAGGUUGGAAAGUGGGCAUUUUCAAAAUCAGUCUUGGCUUGCUCGUGAGCAACAGGCCAAUCUUGAUGAGUCUUGUCGAGGGCGACGAGGAGGUUGUUUAUCAGCACAUGUUGAACGAGUCGAAAUGGGGAACCGUGAUGGGCAAUUUGGAGGGCUUUUUUGGUGAGUUGCUUUUCUCAUGGCAAGACGACUUGUUUAUCGAUUUCCAACGUAUCGAGUCGAUGUCGAGCUCAACCUCGACAUCAGACACAUACCCAUACGCGUCACACGCACACCCAUACACUUUGCAAUCACUCAAGUCUUUGCCGUUGUUCAAUUUGAAAUCUCCCACAGCCCCGGGCAGACUUCGAUCUAACACUACUAGCACAGGUGCUACUAACCAGUCGCAAUCGUCGUUGUUUUCAUUUAAAACCAGCAGCAAUGGGAAAUACGCCGAAUCGAUCUAUUCCAACACGAGCGAAGACAGCUUGGAGACAAAGUCAUUCACCGAUUUUCUCAAGUUGCCCACUUUUGCCAAAAAAAACCACAAUUCCAACGAGAAAUCUUCCGGCAAGAUGGAAGAUGAUUUAUGGGCAGAGAACAAGAGCUUGCGCUUGGAAAACGACGAGUUGAAGAUGAUGUUGGGCAAGGCCUUUGCAUUACUCAACGCCCCCGCUGGCGAGAACGAGAUGGAAAUUGCAUUGUUGAAGGGAGAGAUUUUGCAAGUUAUCAGCGAAGAAUAA
Messenger RNA from Lodderomyces beijingensis, 1746 nucleotides. NCBI's taxonomy places the organism in Eukaryota, Fungi, Ascomycota, Pichiomycetes, Serinales, Debaryomycetaceae. The record is from the annotation of a GenBank genome assembly.